AACAUAUAAUUGCCGAGGGACCCCCAAAAAAAAAAAAAAUUUAGUGCUCAAUGGCGGGAAAAUAUCCGCUCUAUUAGCUUUCUGCGCAAUGUUUAGGGUUUGUGAAUAACUGACCACAUUUUGAAUCUCUCUCGAAUGAUUUUUUUUUUUCCCCCCUCAUUUUCUAUCGAGCCAAACAGCCGACGGAAUAGAUGCCGACGUACACGAUCAGAGGCAUCGGUGUGGAUUUUCCAUUCGAGGCCUACGAUUGCCAACUCGUUUACAUGGACAAAGUCAUUCAGUCUCUCCAAAAUAAAUGUAAUGCGCUGUUGGAAAGUCCUACCGGAACUGGGAAAACCCUUUGUCUUCUAUGUGCCACGUUGGCCUGGAGGAAGAGUUUGGGCCCUUUUUCAACUGGCAUGAGUGUGAACAGCAGUCAGGACGCAGGAGGCAAAGGUGAUACUGGUUCACAGUCUUCGACUACAAGACCUCCCACCAUAGUAUAUGCUUCACGCACUCACAGCCAAAUCCGGCAAGUAAUUCAAGAGUUGAAAAGAACCUCUUACAGGCCCAAAACUGUUGUAUUAGGGUCUAGAGAGCAGAUGUGCAUUCAUGAUGAAGUAAGUUUACUUAGUGGAAGAGCACAGACAAAUGCCUGCCGUUUUAUCUGCAGAAAGCGUGAAAAAACUAAAAAAGAUGAAAACAAUGAAAAUCAUCGUUGCCGUCAUUUUUCUCGUGUUUCUGGCUACUUGAUGAAUAAUCCUAAUCUUGGAGAUGAACCUAUUGAUAUUGAGGAUUUGGUCAAUAUUGGGAAAAGACAUGGACCGUGCCCAUAUUAUGUAUCACGAGAGAUCCAUAAGGUUGCUGAUAUAUUAUUUGCACCUUAUAACUAUCUUAUAGAUCGUGGGAAUCGUAAAUCUCUAAGCAUUAAUUGGAAGAACUGUAUACUCAUAUUUGAUGAAGCUCACAACCUGGAAAGCCUUUGUGCUGAUGCAGCUUCUUUUGACUUGACUUCUGGGCUUCUUACUGCUUGCAUUUCUGAAGCAAAAAGUUGUACUGACCUUUGUAUUAAAAGAAGGGAACAAUCAAAUGACAAAUCACGUAACCCUGAAAAUUUUGCAAUUCUUAGAGCACUUCUAUUGAAGCUUGAGAAGCGAAUUGCUGAAGUGACAAUCCAAUCCAAGGAACUGGGAUUCUCUAAGCCUGGGCCUUACAUCUAUGAACUACUUGCUGAUUUAAAUAUCACUCAUGAAACUGCUUCAAAGCUCAUUGACAUAAUUAAGGAUGCAGUUGAACUCCUGGAAGAAGAUAACCAGCGCAAGGUUAAGGGCACCAUCUGCCGGCUGGAAAGCAUUAGCGACAUUCUAAAUCUAAUUUUUAGAGAUAAGGAGAAUGCUCAUGCAAAUUUCUAUCGUGUUCAUGUGCAGGAAGUAGAUGCUAGUGCAACAGAUGGCUUGAAAGGUAGGGUUUCAAGGAAAUUCAGCUGGUGGUGUUUUAAUCCUGGAAUUGCAAUGGAAGAAUUCCGCAAGUUGGAUGUAGGCUCUAUUAUAUUGACGUCUGGGACAUUGUCUCCCAUGGAUUCAUUUGCUCAAGAAUUGAAAUUAGAAUUUCCUGUCCGUUUGGAAAAUCCUCAUGUUAUAAGUGCAAAUCAGAUAUGGGCUGGAGUUUUACCAACUGGUCCCUCUGGUGGCAGUUUCAAUUCCUCUUAUCGUAGUCGUGACUCUCUUGAAUAUAAACAAGAGCUUGGAAAUGCUAUUGUCAACUUUGCUCGAAUUGUACCUGAUGGACUGCUUGUCUUCUUUCCGUCUUACUACCUUCUGGAUCAAUGUAUGGGAUGCUGGAAGAAUGUGAGUGCUGGCAAUUCGACAACGAUAUGGGAAAGAAUCUGUAAACAUAAGAAACCUGUUGUAGAACCUAGACAAUCUUCACUGUUUCCUUUGUCAAUCGAGGAUUACAUGACCAAACUGAAGGACACCUCGACUUCGGGUGCAGUUUUUUUUGCAGUUUGCCGUGGUAAAGUAAGUGAAGGAUUAGAUUUUGCUGAUCAUGCUGGAAGAGCUGUAGUCAUCACUGGUUUGCCAUAUGCCACAAUGACUGAUCCAAAGGUUCGUCUGAAACGUGAAUAUUUGGAUCAACAAGCCAUAUCCCAAAGGGAAUUAUGCAAGUCAGAGGUUCUUACUGGAGAAGACUGGUACAGUCAACAAGCAUCACGAGCUGUGAAUCAAGCCAUUGGGCGUGUAAUCCGUCAUCGUCAUGAUUAUGGAGCAAUUAUCUUUUGUGAUGAAAGGUUUACGCAUUCAAAUCGUCAAUCUCAAAUUUCACGCUGGAUACAGCCUCAUAUUCAGUGUUACUCCAAAUUUGGGGAUGUAGUUUAUACAUUGACGCGUUUUUUCCGCGAUGGAGAAACCCGGGGUCCUACAAAGCUAAAGUUAUUGGAAAGUGAAAAAUUGGGAAAAUCAGUUGUUAAUGAGCAGAUUGAGGAAGCCCCACUGGAUGAUAUGCCAUCUUUUUUAGGUUCAUCAGCUUCAGCCCAGAGAAGCACAAGUGAGUUGAAAACUGAACAGCCUCUGGACAAAUUUUAUUUAGAGAAGUUUCUCCCUCUGACAAGAAGAAUGGGUCAAGAUUGCACCGUAAAGCCACCAUCUUCCCAACAUGAAGUUAGUAGGGGUGAUAUAUUUAACCAGUUUGGGGAAGUUCUUCCUGCUAAUCGCUCAUCUUUUACAUCUUACAAGGAUCAGUCUACAAAAUUAAAUUAUUCAAAUGAACUUCUCUUCAAUGAGAAAAAGUCCCUUGUUUCAGAGAGGAAAGCUAUGCAGUUUCAAAACUGUAGAAUAACUGAUUUGUCUUGUAAUUCUAUGAUGGAUGUAAAACCAAGUAAUCAACUCAUGGCACCUUGUUCUGUCAAGAAGCGUAGAUUGAACACGGAGCAUGAGAAACAUACUAAAAAUGAGCAUUUAUCUCAUGCAAAAAAUUUUGGAUUGAAUGGUCUCACUAACAUUAGCAAUUCUAUGGUGUGUGAGAAUCCACAUGAGUCUAACAGUGGAAGUUCACAAAGUGGUGAAGACAUGGCACUGAUGAAUAAAGACAGUAGGACAUUAACAAAGAGGGAAACUGAGAUACUUGAUCAGAAAAACAAGGUUGUUCAGUCCAGUUCUGCUGAUGAAGAAACCAAAGGAUCUGAAUUCUUGGUUCAGGUUGAAGGGAAACUUAGCGCAUCUGAAUAUAAGGAAUUUGUGAAUUCCAUGAAAGCACUUAAAUCUAAAGCGAUGAAGAUAAGUGAAGUUUUGCAAACAAUUGCAAGAUUGUUUUCUAGUCCUGAGAGGCUUUCUCUAUUUAAAAGAUUCAAGGAUUUUAUCCCAGCUAAGUACCAUGCUAUGUAUGAGCAAUAUUUUGGAAACUAAAGACAGAACAUAUGACAUUCACGCUUAAAUAUCUCCUUCGUAAAUUGGCUAGCGAGGCCAAGAAACCUGAUUAGCAUACAAAUGAAUUUUGUAAGUACUUGGACACUUUGGAAAUUCACUAUUCACCAUCAUAUGUGAGAUGUAUAGUUGGUACUUACAUUCUACUUUCUUACUCAUAGAGCUUCUUUUGAUCUUACCUGGAUAUUUAAGAAGAUUGCUCUCGUCUCGUGUGCAUGAGAGGGGUGAAAAGAAACCACAUGUCUGAGAGGAAGAUACUUGUCAACUUUACUUAUAAGCCACCAGGGUAAAGAAAAUAUGCUAUAUCUUUUUUGUGAAGUCUCUUAAGCUUUGGGGAUUUGAAAUGAUUUUUGCUUCAAUAGAUUUCAAGGUAAAAACUAAAGCUGUAAAUGGUCAGAGUUAAAAGUUCAUAUAGAACCCCAAUUGUAAUGGUAAUUUGACGAAAAGAUACAAAGGCGUUCGUAGCUUUACUUU
Messenger RNA from Ziziphus jujuba (common jujube), 3872 nucleotides. RefSeq names its product regulator of telomere elongation helicase 1 homolog. The transcript has 24 exons. Gene Ontology annotation, cellular component: nucleus. The coding region runs from base 192 to 3380 and encodes 1062 amino acids. The record is from RefSeq and is a predicted model, not a curated record. Lineage: Eukaryota; Viridiplantae; Streptophyta; Magnoliopsida; Rosales; Rhamnaceae. Gene Ontology annotation, molecular function: DNA binding; ATP binding; DNA helicase activity. Gene Ontology annotation, biological process: negative regulation of t-circle formation; regulation of double-strand break repair via homologous recombination; negative regulation of DNA recombination.